UCCGCCCCCCCCGUUCCCCCCGGGCCGGGGUCGUUCCGGGGGUCGCUGUACCUUUAAAUGCCGCCGGUGCCGCUCGCGGCGAGGCCACGCCCACGCCCAUUUAAGGAUAGAAUGGGCGUGGUCUCUGUGAAACCACGCCCCCUUAACCCCGCCUAGGACCGUACCAAGUGCGCGGCGGGACGGGGGGGCGGAGCCAGGCGGGCACGCGGCGGCGGCAUGGACGCGGCACCGCCGCGGUUCCAGCGGUUCCGGUGUCCCCCCGAGUUCGAGGCGGUGGCACCGGGGGUGGCCCUGGCCCGGGAGGGGCCCCGCACGGAGCUGUGGCUGAUCCGAGCGCCCGCCGACUUCUGUCCCCAGAGCCUCGAGGGCUGCCCGGUGCCCCUGAACGGCCUCGAGCGCCUCCGGACCGGUGACAACAACGGUGACAAUGACACCAAGGACACCAAGGACAGCAAGCUGUACGUGCUGCGGGCUGGCCCGGGGGGAGGGGACUGUCCCCUGCUGCUGUCCCCGGUGUCCCCAGAGGGGUCCCUGGGCUGUGCCCCCCCCCUGCGGGGGUCCCUGACCAUCACCCAGAGCUUCGGGGACCCCCCCGCGCCCCCCCCCGCCGCCAGGAAGAGGAAGAAGGCGAAGGUGACACCGGAGCUGGUGGCACCUGGGGACAUGGUGACAUCGCAGGGGACGGUGCCACCCGCAGGGACAGAGCCCGGGGAGGGGCCAGGACCCCCCCAGGACAUUCUGGUGGCCCCAGAGGUGGCCAAGAGGAAGAAGAAGAAGAAGAAGCACAAACGGGAGGAGGAGCAGGAGUGA
Molecule: messenger RNA, 810 nt
Organism: Catharus ustulatus (Swainson's thrush)
Lineage: Eukaryota; Metazoa; Chordata; Aves; Passeriformes; Turdidae
Product: DNA-directed RNA polymerase I subunit RPA34-like
Exons: 3
Coding region: 217-810 (197 amino acids)
Biological process (GO): transcription by RNA polymerase I
Source: RefSeq, a predicted model, not a curated record